AUGUUCAAUGGAAAUUUUUUAGACUGCAAACCUGGUACUCUUUCAUCGAAACUUGUAAGAGGAAAAGCUAUUUUCUGCUGGAGAGUAGGUAUUUCAGAGUCGUUAGAAGUGCGAAGAACAGGUGGCAUAGCAACUGUGCUAGGAAAUGCUUUUCAUGAACGAGUAGCAGUGUGCCAGCCAUACUUGAUUCCAUCGACCAUAGUUUCUUCGACAAUCAAUGUUCACGAUUACAUUAAAUCUAAUCGCAAUCUAAAUGUCAAGUUGAUUCAACCAAAGACCAUCAUAGGUACCGAACCAGCUCCAUUCAUGGCUCGGUUCACAGCUAGGGGGUCGAGUGCUAUCCAACCUAACAUUCUCAAGCCUGAUAUUGCAGCCUAG
Messenger RNA from Fraxinus pennsylvanica, 378 nucleotides. Lineage: Eukaryota; Viridiplantae; Streptophyta; Magnoliopsida; Lamiales; Oleaceae. The record is from the annotation of a GenBank genome assembly.